Molecule: messenger RNA, 954 nt
Organism: Culex pipiens pallens (northern house mosquito)
Lineage: Eukaryota; Metazoa; Arthropoda; Insecta; Diptera; Culicidae
Product: glutamyl-tRNA(Gln) amidotransferase subunit C-4, mitochondrial-like
Exons: 2
Coding region: 310-828 (172 amino acids)
Biological process (GO): regulation of translational fidelity; mitochondrial translation; glutaminyl-tRNAGln biosynthesis via transamidation
Cellular component (GO): glutamyl-tRNA(Gln) amidotransferase complex; mitochondrion
Molecular function (GO): glutaminyl-tRNA synthase (glutamine-hydrolyzing) activity
Source: RefSeq, a predicted model, not a curated record
AUGCUUCCAGAGCGGGAGAGAGAAACCGUUAUGAGAAUAAGCUGACCAAUCAGCGCUUUCGUCGGCAUCUGUCAGAUAGGUGCUGGAAAAUCGACCUAUCCGGCAAUGUAAAUAAUAUUUUUCAGAGUACGCAUAGAACUUUGGAUGUUUUGACAAUUUUCGUUUGUUUUUUUUUUUUCAAAUUGAAACACUUGUGUUCAGACGAUGACGACUGCUGAUUCUCCUCUUGCGCAUCACGCAACAUUCAAAACAAACCCACAUUCAGCUUAUCAAUCCCGUGUUCCUUCGUAGUUCGGCCCCUCGUGUGACAUGAUUAGAAUUCCGUUCCAUCUACGACCACCCCCGGGACGCACCCUCCACUCGCUGGUGAGGAGCUUUGCCUCAACGAAGCCGGCCGAUUUAUCCGGGACACAGGAAAAGAGCACCCGGCAAAAGAUCAAUUUCCACGAGCUUAAACAUCCGAGCAAGGUUCCCCAGCGUCCACACAAAUCUACGAUUGACGGUCAGUCGACACCAACCCGCAUUCCGGUGGACGCCCAAACGGUGCAGCUGCUGGAGCUGUUAAGCCUGGUGGAUCUGGACAGCGCCGGGGCCCACCGGACGCUCGAGGACGCGAUCGAGUUUGCGUCGCAGAUUCUGUCCGUGGACACCGACGGCGUGGAACCGCUGUACACGGUGCUGGAGCGGGAGCGGUUGACGCUGCGCGAGGACCGCGUGUCCGACGGGAACAUCCAGCAGGAUGUGCUGAGGAAUGCACGUACUACCGAGGAGGAGAACUUUGUGGCGCCACCGGGAAAUAUUCCACUCGAGCAGGAACCGAGGGAGUGAGCGGGGGAUGGUUGGUGGAAAGGGGAUCGUGGGCUUCCGACAGCUGCUGGAAGCUUGUAGGGAUAGUAAAUUUGUAGCGUUAGGUUUGGGGGAUAAUGUUGUGGACGGUUUUAAGCUGAGCCCGAU